ACAUGUAUACGCCUUUAUCUUUCACAAAGUUGUAAAUGAUCUCAGGACAAAUUGUUUUUAUUUUUUCUGUUUUUCUUCAGUUAUACAAUAAAACGAAACAGCUAGGCUCUUACUUACAGUCUUACCAAUCACUUAGAAUUCUGAAAGCUCCCAUUGCUGCUGCUUGUGUCCACUGUCUGCUCUGCGCUGUGGGCCUCGCUCUACUCCUUGACGAGCAUCUUCGGGAUCCUGGGUGUCGGUGGUGCAGGUAACUGUAUGUCAUUUCAGGGGUCAGUGACUUUCAGAGAUGUGGCCAUUGACUUCUCCCAGGAGGAGUGGGAAUGGCUCCAGCCUGCUCAGAGGGAUCUGUACAGACAUGUGAUGUUGGAGAACUACGGCCACCUGGUCUCACUGGGUCUUAACAUUUCUAAGCCAUAUGUGGUUUCCUUACUGGAGCAAGGGAGAGACCCCUGGCUGGAGAAAGGAGAUGUGAGAAGAGAUCUGUUUUCAGAGUCAAAGGGUGAGAUCAAAGAGUUUUCUCCAAAUGUCAUAUAUGAAGAUGGCCCGUCCCAGUAUUUGGUAGUGGAAAGAAUCCUAAACCAAGACCCUGAAUACUCCAGUUUUAAAGGAGGCUGGAAAUGUGAGGAGGACACUCAGAUGCAAGGAAAUCAGGGAUGUAUCCGGCAAGUGUCAGCCUCUCAUCAAGGAGCACUGUCGCAGCGCAUGAGUAUCAGUACCGGGGAGAGGCCCUAUGGAUGUCAUGAAUGUGGAAAAACCUUCAGUCGGCGCUUUUCCCUUGUGUUACACCAGAGAACUCAUACUGGAGAGAAACCGUACAUAUGUUCGGAAUGUGGCAAAACCUUUAGCCAGAUCUCCAACCUUGUGAAACAUCAGAUGAUACAUACUGGAAAGAAACCCCACGAGUGUAAGGACUGUAACAAAACAUUCAGUUACCUCUCAUUCCUUAUUGAACACCGGAGAACACAUACUGGGGAGAAACCUUACAAAUGUACGGAAUGUGGAAAGGCCUUUAGCCGUGCCUCAAACCUCACACGACAUCAGAGAAUUCAUAUAGGAAAGAAACAGUAUAUUUGUAGGAAAUGUGGGAAAGCCUUUAGCAGUGGCUCAGAACUUAUUCGCCACCAGGUCACACAUACCGGAGAGAAGCCUUACGAAUGCAUUGAAUGUGGGAAGGCGUUUCGCCGUUCCUCACACCUUACGCGGCAUCAGAGCACCCAUGCUACCAAAACCCCCUAUGAGUGUAAUGAGUGUAGGAAAGCCUUCCGCUGCCACUCAUUCCUUAUUAAACACCAGAGAAUUCAUGCUGGAGAGAAGCUCUAUGAGUGCGACGAAUGUGGUAAGGUUUUCACGUGGCAUGCAUCCCUCAUGCAACAUAUGAAAAUUCAUACUGGAGAAAAGCCGUAUGCAUGUACUGAGUGUGAUAAAACCUUCAGUCGGAGCUUCUCCCUCAUUCUGCAUCAGAUAACUCACACUGGGGAGAAACCCUAUGUAUGUAAGGUAUGCAAUAAGUCCUUCAGCUGGAGCUCAAACUUGGCCAAACAUCAGAGAACACAUAGCCUAGAGAACCCCUAUGAGUAUGAGAAUUCGUUCAGUUACCACUCCUUCCUUACUGCGCACAAUGGGGUUCGCACUACAGAGAAAACCUAACAAUGUACGGAUUCAAAACAAAAGCAGAAAUAGUUAAUGCCUUACUUUGACUUCAGAGGAUUCCUGGAAAGAAGCCUUAAGUGAAUAUGUUGAAUGUGAAGAAGGUGGGUUAUACUUGUUUCAACAUCCUGGAACGUAGGAGCCCAGGAAUGUGUUGGAAAGCCAUGAGCACGUUCUUUUUGUAACAUCAGAAGAGGAAAUCAGUACUGAGAAGACCUAUAUGGUACGAUUCCCUCACUUGACAUUUGUAAAUUCCUACCAGGGAAGGACACAUGGCCAAUAAAUGUGAGGAAGCUUUUAUUGAGAAAUUGGCCCCAACUCUGCAUCUGUCAGCCCAAACAGGACAGAGUGUGUGGGCAAGAGUCGUUUUCCUUUUUCCUGGACAUCAGAAAAUUCAUAAUGAAGCAAAGUCAUGCAAAUGUAGCGAUUUGGCGAUGUUUUUGUGGACCAUGCAAUAUUUAUUAAGUCUGAAAAUACUCUCAAGAGAAAAAGCAACCCUAUAAAUGAACUGAAUAGAGGGUGACUUUCUGCUUUAUUUCAGAACUGCAGAAUUAUACCAGGGAGUAAACUGUCAUAAGGAGUUUGGCAAGAUCUUGAGUUCUGAGAAGUCCUGCUAGAGGGAGUUGGG
Lontra canadensis (Northern American river otter) is the source of this 2275-nucleotide messenger RNA. It is a transcript of the gene ZNF140, whose product is annotated as zinc finger protein 140. Gene Ontology annotation, biological process: regulation of transcription by RNA polymerase II. Gene Ontology annotation, cellular component: nucleus. The coding region runs from base 256 to 1647 and encodes 463 amino acids. Lineage: Eukaryota; Metazoa; Chordata; Mammalia; Carnivora; Mustelidae. The record is from RefSeq and is a predicted model, not a curated record. Gene Ontology annotation, molecular function: DNA-binding transcription activator activity, RNA polymerase II-specific; RNA polymerase II cis-regulatory region sequence-specific DNA binding. The transcript has 3 exons.